GAGAAGAAAAGCCAGUUCUGGGGGAUGCAGGUCCAUGCAUUUGCAGGCUGGCAGGAGUCCUGUUAAGGCAGCUCUGCACAGUUGGGUAGCUGGUGUUCAAAACAGGGGAGCAGGAAUGGAAUAUAUUAAGGAACCCUGUAAAUCAGACCCACAGAGGAACAAUCAGCAGCACUGCAGACAAAUUCAGAACUGGUUGCCUCCAUUUCAUAAUGGAUGCAUCUGAAAUGGAAAGUUCAAGUCAGCACUGGGUAGAGAUGCUUUUUUCUCCUCAUUUUAGCCCGGAUGAUUUUUUAAAUCAGGCCCAUCAUCCCGAACCAUUGAUUUGUGAAAAUAUGAAUGUAGCAAGAGCGAGCAAAAGAAAAGAACUCUACAAUAUGGCAGUGACCACAUUUCAAGAAGAAAGCAGGUUCCAUAGCAAAGACUCUACUUCCAACUUUGUAAAAAAGCACGAGCCAAGCUUAGCUGAGGCAGAAAUAAACAAUUCAAAGGAGGAAGCAGGAGGAGAUUCUGCCUGCUGGGGAUCUGCUAAUUUAGAUGCUAGAUCUGAAAAAAACAGUGAGGAAACAGAAGGUCAUUGUAUCUGGAAUGCAAAGGAAUUUGCAGCUUUAAGAGAAGAGAUGCACAAGGAGCAUUCAGAAAGCAUCUUUUUAAAACUUCAGCUGUCCUUCCUAAAAACAGAGCUGGCAAAACUCAAAGAUAAAUGCAAAAAAUUAGUAGCAGAAUUUGACCAAACGAAACAAGAGUUGAGCAGUUGCAGAAGAGAGACUCUUUGCAAGACUGCCCAGUUAGAACAGAUUCAAAUACAUAGUUACAAAAAAGAUGCUAAGAUUGAAGCUUUACAGCAAGAACUGCAUGAGAAAUCAGCAAACCUCAGAAGUUUAAAUGCAGACUUGCAGCAAGGACGUGGAGAAAUUCUGCAUUUAAACCUUCAGAGGAAAGAUUUGCAACAAGAGUUAAAGAAGCUAAAAGAACAGCACCAUUUAGAAAAUAAGUUGUCUGCGGAAAAGGUGAAACUGCACUGUGAGGCAGAACUUAGAAAAAUACAAAGAGAGCUACAGGUUGCUAAAAGGGAACUGGAUGCAGAAAAAGCCACAAAUGCUCAGAAUGCUAAAGUUUUAGAAAUGCUUAAGAAACACUUUUUGGCCCAGCCAUCACCUGAUCCAGCUGAGACUCUGAGAAUUUGUUUUCUUUAACAGAAAUGCAAAAAAAAAUUUUUUUUUUAAAAAGAUGAAUGUGAGACCUCAAAUCUCGACUAAUCUUGCAGGGUUUUUGCUUUGUUUUCGUCUGGGAGGGACUUUUAAAAUGCACUCAUCUGUGAUGAUAAAACAGUGUCUCUUUUCUUCAAAGUCUUGUUUUUGUGGGGGAUUCAGAUUUGAUUCCAUCUCAGAGAACCCUUGUGAGUCUUAAAGCCACAGGCCUCUAUUGUGUCAUCUUUUUGCAAUACUAGCCAGCUUUUUUUUUCCACGGGAGAACAGCUUUACCAAAGAACACUAGUUCUUAUUGAGAGAAUGUCUGGGAUGCUGUCUGGGAUGCUGAGUUUCAAUGCACCAUUUUAUAUCCCUCACUGUUUAUUGUGUGGACUCACAAAAGGAGGAUAAACUAGUUUUUAACAUGCUGUUUUUGCCUGUAUAUUAAAUUAGUAAAAUUGAGAGUCCACCAGAUUAAAAUACUCUGUGAUAACAGUAAAUAAAAAUACAGCAACCAUCAUGA
Molecule: messenger RNA, 1710 nt
Organism: Sphaerodactylus townsendi
Lineage: Eukaryota; Metazoa; Chordata; Lepidosauria; Squamata; Sphaerodactylidae
Gene: CCDC160
Product: coiled-coil domain containing 160
Exons: 3
Coding region: 210-1193 (327 amino acids)
Source: RefSeq, a predicted model, not a curated record